AUGUCAUCGAGCAGCACUAUUGGAUUUAUUUUGUCUGACAUCGUCGCGAUCUUUGGUCUUACUCUGACACUUCCAGGACCUUUCACGCGGCCGCAUCCGUUGGUUUGGAGAGUUAUCUUCGGUGCCAGUCUGCUAUACUUUCUCUCUCUUGUGUUCGCCAUAUUUCUGGGUCUCGAGGAUACUAGGCGUCUACUUGUCUGGAUGUAUCCCAACCUUCUUUCGCCGGACGAUCCAUUCAUCAAGGCCGAAUAUGGCGUCAACUGUAGCCAAGUAAGCCCAUUUCUGGAUGUAUGCCUCUUUUCUGCAUCUUGCAGGUAA
Molecule: messenger RNA, 318 nt
Organism: Protopolystoma xenopodis
Lineage: Eukaryota; Metazoa; Platyhelminthes; Monogenea; Polystomatidea; Polystomatidae
Source: the annotation of a GenBank genome assembly